Molecule: messenger RNA, 306 nt
Organism: Acanthisitta chloris (rifleman)
Lineage: Eukaryota; Metazoa; Chordata; Aves; Passeriformes; Acanthisittidae
Product: regulation of nuclear pre-mRNA domain-containing protein 2-like
Exons: 3
Biological process (GO): mRNA 3'-end processing
Cellular component (GO): RNA polymerase II, holoenzyme
Molecular function (GO): RNA polymerase II complex binding
Source: RefSeq, a predicted model, not a curated record
CUGCCUUUCCUCACCGCCUGAACCUUUUUUACUUGGCCAACGACGUGAUACAGAACUGCAAGAGGAAAAAUGCCAUCGUGUUUCGGGAUACCUUCGCAGAGGUGCUCCCUGAGGCUGCUUCCCUGGUGAAAGAUCCUUCUGUGUCCAAAUCCAUCGAAAGAAUCUUCAAAAUUUGGGAGGACAGAAACGUGUACCCCGAGGAAACCAUUUUGGCCCUGAAAGAAGCUCUGAGUACCACUUUCAAAACUCAGAAGCAGCUGAAAGAGUCUCUGAACAAACCGAAUAAGCCGUGGAAGAAAUCACAAA